Molecule: messenger RNA, 735 nt
Organism: Pisolithus orientalis
Lineage: Eukaryota; Fungi; Basidiomycota; Agaricomycetes; Boletales; Pisolithaceae
Product: GTP-binding protein
Exons: 5
Source: RefSeq, a predicted model, not a curated record
CGUUUUCGUAUCCUUGUCGUGGGCAGAGCAAAUGCAGGUAAAACAACUAUCCUGCAGAGGCUCUGCAACACCACAGAUCAACCAGAGGUUUUUGAUGGUGAAGGAAGGUAUGUGGAAUGUACUGUAAUUCCUUGUGCCUUGUCAAUGUGGUUGGCUCGUGGACACCACAACAUUGAGUAUGAGAUGGUGUUUAAGAGUAAUCCUCACUUUGUUUUUCAUGACUCCUGUGGUUUUGAAUCUGGCAGUGAGGCACAGUUUGAGAAGAUGAGAGAAUUUGUAAUGGAUUGUGCCAAGACCCCCAAGCUGGAGAAGAGGAUACAUGCUAUCUGGUUUUGCAUUCCAUUGAAUGAGUGCCACAGGAUGGUCUUAGCUGCUGAAAGGAAGUUUUUUAAUGAAUGUGGCACAGGCCAUGUGCCUGUGAUUGUGCUGUUAACAAAGGCAGACACUUUGGAGCUUGAUGCCAUUCAGGAGAUUGAGGGGCUACAGUUAGAGAUAGGUGAAGCAGAUAGAAGGAUAAGGGUUGCUGAGAUACAGGGAAGGAUGGUGGAUGAGAAUCUUGCAAAGGUGAAAAAGUGGUUGAAUGACAAUACAGGAAUGCAGCAAGAAGGAGCAGAUUUUACUUCCCUGCUGAAAUGUACAGCAAAUGCCCUGAAUGAAGAAAGCCAGCAAAAGCUUCUUAUAUCAACACAACAGUCUGGUUUGGCACUCUGCAUUGAGUUUGCUGUAAUGAAGUAA